Molecule: messenger RNA, 1041 nt
Organism: Verticillium alfalfae VaMs.102
Lineage: Eukaryota; Fungi; Ascomycota; Sordariomycetes; Glomerellales; Plectosphaerellaceae
Exons: 1
Coding region: 1-1041 (346 amino acids)
Biological process (GO): intracellular calcium ion homeostasis
Cellular component (GO): endoplasmic reticulum membrane
Molecular function (GO): enzyme regulator activity
Source: RefSeq, a predicted model, not a curated record
AUGCUCUACCUCACGCACGGCUCGUGGUCCCUGCUCUGGCCCGUACAGCUGCUCUGCCUGCGCAUCCAGCAAUACAACGUGCCCUGGGCCACGUUUUGGCGCCGCCAUGUCGGCCUGCUCCGCAGCACCUCCAUCAUGGUGCAGACCCAAGACCUCGACUGGUCACGCCCGUCGGCCGUCCCGCGGCCCUCGGCACUGGCCUAUCUCGUGCGCACCACCGUCUUUGUGACCAUGGCGCUGACCGUGGCCGGCCUCUCGUGGUACGUCGCCGUCGAUCUGACGACGCCUUCCGAUCUGACGGCCAUCUACAACUGCUCGGCGUUUUUCGCCUACGUUUUUUCGGUGCCGCUUCUCAAGGAGCCCCUGCGUCUCGACAAGUCGAUUGCCGUCAUCGUGGCCAUCAUCGGCGUGCUCGUCGUCGCGUACGGCGACCAAAAGGCACCCGAGGCCGGCGCCGACGAUGGCGGCGCCGCGGCCACCAAGGCCGCCGGCGAGCGGUUCCUCGGCAACAUGGUCAUCGGCGUGGGGUCCGUGCUCUACGGCCUCUACGAGGUGCUCUACAAGCGGUGGGCGUGCCCGCCCGAGGGCUGCGCGCCGCUGCGCGGCGUCGUCUUCGCCAACACGUUCGGCUCGUGCAUCGGCCUCUUCACCCUCUGCGUGCUCUGGGUGCCGCUGCCGCUGCUCCACUGGACGGGGCUCGAGACGUUCGCGCUGCCGACGGGCCACACGGCGUGGAUGCUCUUCUUCUCCGUCAUUGCCAACGCCACGUUUGCCGGCUCGUUCCUCGUGCUCAUCAGCCUGACGAGCCCCGUGCUGUCAAGCGUCGCGUCGCUGCUGACCAUCUUCCUCGUCGCCCUCACCGACUGGAUGGUCACGGGGGAGCCGCUCAGCGGCGCCGCCAUGCUCGGCGGCUUCAUGAUCAUGAUUGCGUUUGGCAUGCUCAGCUGGAGCACGUGGCGCGAGAUGGCCGAGCACGAGGGCCACAAGCCUGUCGAUAUGACGGACAGCGGCGACGACAGCGACAUGGAGCGCGAGGACUAG